AUGGCUGGAAAGAGCAUUUUAACUGAUACGACUACGUUCAUUGUUCGUCGAAUCCAGUCUUCGCCUGUGCAGGUUAUCACGACUCGGUGCCUCAUUGCCACAUUCGUUACACUUUAUGCACAAUGA
Penicillium arizonense is the source of this 126-nucleotide messenger RNA. RefSeq lists its product as uncharacterized. NCBI's taxonomy places the organism in Eukaryota, Fungi, Ascomycota, Eurotiomycetes, Eurotiales, Aspergillaceae. The record is from RefSeq and is a predicted model, not a curated record. The transcript has 3 exons. Bases 1 to 126 code for a protein of 41 amino acids.